Merops nubicus (carmine bee-eater) is the source of this 1023-nucleotide messenger RNA. RefSeq names its product coiled-coil domain containing 85A (gene CCDC85A). NCBI's taxonomy places the organism in Eukaryota, Metazoa, Chordata, Aves, Coraciiformes, Meropidae. The coding region runs from base 1 to 1023 and encodes 340 amino acids. The record is from RefSeq and is a predicted model, not a curated record. The transcript is spliced from 2 exons.
AUGAAAAUUAAUGAAGGAGAUGAACCUUUUGUGCUGGAUCGGAAGCUGAUCUUUGAACUCUUGAAGGAUAUCAACCAGAAGCUGCAAGAGGAUAACCAAGAGCUGAGAGACCUUUGCUGCUUUCUGGAUGAUGACAGGCAGAAGGGCAAGAAGGUGUCCCGGGAGUGGCAGCGGCUGGGCAGGUACAGCGCCAGCGUCAUGCACAAAGAGGUGGCCUUGUACCUGCAGAAGCUGAAAGAGCUGGAAGUGAGGCAAGAAGAAGUGGUGAAGGAGAACCUGGAGCUGAAAGAACUCUGCGUGCUGCUGGAUGAGGAGAAGGGUGGAGGGGCAGGCAGCAGGAGCUCCAUCGACAGCCAGAUCAGCCUGUGCCAGCUCACGGCGACCAGCUCCUACAUCAGGGACGUGGGGGAUGGGAGCAGCACCUCCAGCACGGGGAGCACAGACAGUCCAGACCAUCACAAGCACCACCCCAGCAGCAGCCCAGAGCACCUCCAGAAGGGGAGGGGGGAGGGCAGCCCUGAGCACCAGAAGCGCAGGAGCCUCAGCCCCGAGCACCUGCAGAAGCCCAGGAGCUCUGGCAGCCCCGAUCACCACCUGAAAGGGCCGAGUCCAGAGCAUCACAAACCCAUUGUCAAAGCCCCUGAACCACAGAAGCACAGCAGCAGCAGCCCAGAAACGAUCCCAAAGCACGUUUUGAGCAGUAGCCCUGAACACUUUCCAAAGCAGAGGCCUGGUGGCAGCCCUGAGCACCAAAAGCACAGCGGGGGCAGCCCAGAUCACCUUCAAAAGCACACACCAAGUGGAAGUACAGAACACCUCCACAAAGUGAGGGGCACGAGCCCUGAGCAUCUCAAACAACACUAUGGAGGGAGCCCAGAGCAUCUCAAACAUCUCAGUGGAGGCAGCAGAGAAGGUACCCUCAGGAGACAAGUAACAGAUGACCUGUCACCUCACCACAGAAGUAUAUACAAUGGAAUGAAUGGUGGGUCAAUGUAUUUAGUGAAAACUCCCUUUGCAAGGUAG